GUGAUCAGGGAAGGGGGAGUAUGUGAACUGUAUCCUGAGUUGCAGUCCUGUGCCUGCAUUCCUCUCAUCUAGGAUUAGCUUGAAAGGGGGGAAAAAUCAUAAAUAAUAACAGACGCAGAUUGGAAUACGGCGCCGAAGCAUCGGUUUUCAAUCAGGACUGUCAUAUUAAAGGGCGUGAAAUCCCUGGAUGACCGCGGAACUGGAUCUUUUUCGUUUUACGUGAAGCGCCUAUAUAAAGGACAUACCACCGAGAGGAAAAGUAAACAGAUACGUCGUUUUUAAUUCGCGUUAAACAGGAAAACAAGAUGGCUGAUGAGCGAUAACAAGAGCCGAACGAUAUCGUCUCCUUUAAGAGCAACAAAGGUAUCUGGCUUUAAUGCAUUAAUAUUUUAGGCGAGCUCGCUUCUUCAAAAUAAAAUACACGACAUUAGGCUCUAAAAAUGACCGCAAUCCGUCUCUGGGAAGUGCGGCCAGGUAAACAUCAGGCGAAACAUGGACAGGGAUCAUUCUGUAAUGUUUAACCAACACAGAGAAUAGCUCUGAUCAUGAUAAAAUCGCAGCUCUUUGUGGUUUAAUGCUACGAGAGUAUACGCGUCAAUUGUACGUUCAUUCAAAGUCGUGUCACUAGAAUAGAUAAAAUAGUCUUUCUAGCUCCACCGGCUGCCUCUCUUAUAGUUGCAGGGGACAGAAAUCCUGUCGAUAUAGUGUUACACGCGCAACACAGAGGCUCAGAUCUACUUUAUGAUAAUUCCAGCAGGGCAGAUGUCAUGUGCCCUGGGCACAAAUCAAAAGCGUGAUCGACUGCUUCAGUGGAGGACUGUACAGCUGCGCACGAGAGGACUUGUGGCGUCACCCUUUUCCUGUUUUAAACUCUGCAAAUUACUAUAUGCUUCCGACGAUAAGACGUUUUCAUGUUGAUUUAGCUGAUCUUAUCUCGACUGACACUGUAUUUCGGACGACGUCGUAGCCUUUAACUAGUAGUUUAGUUAUCUUUCAGCGGAUAGUCAGGCAUCUGUCACGGAGAUUUUAGCGCGUGCUCCGUCCGUCUCUGAGUUUGAUUUGGGUCCAUCAUUGGAAAUACACUGAUUAUUGGUUUGAUCGAUACUUAAAAAAAAACAUAUUCAAGCUUCUACUUGGUUAUCGAUUGUUUUGACCGAUAAAUGGCUUCAUUCGCGGUGUCUCUGAAGAAUAGCGUCCAAUAAAGGUAUUUAAAGGUAAAGUAAUAAUUUUUAAUAUAUUGCUUGGAUAUAUCUUUUUUAAUAAACGUCAUUCAGAAAGGAGAAAUAUAUAGCCAAGCACAAAGACGAAAGUAAAUGUGCCACUGUUUGGAUCACAGACAACUUUGCAUACAUUAAAUUAUAAUUAUUAUUGUGGUAAUAAACUAUUCGUGCUGCGUAAUAUGCUUUUAUUUAGUUCUCAGACUGUCAAAGCUAUUGCAAAUCGGAAAUAAAGUUCGUAAAACUAACACCGUGGUUAUAAUGAUUUUUCGUAAUAGCAUUUUAGAUUAGUUAAGUGAUUUUCUGACAUGUUUCGCUCGCCCUAAAUGAUCACCAUUAUUAGUGUUGUUUGUGGAUAGACUGUCGAAGGUGAUAAAAAGGAGGCUGAACGCCAGAUUUCUUCUUUCACGCCCGGCUGUGGUAUUUGAUUGCUGACUAACUUUGCCAGGAGCAGAGACGCUCCCUUGGCAUGUUUGGGUCUGAUCAGCAGCUGUUUCUCUGGGGCUUCUGUGCUCGUAUGGUCUUCGUCUACUGAGCUAACACUUGGAUCUAAAUGAAGGAGGCACAAGAAUGAGCGAAAGCUUGUUGGGACGGUGCUAGAACUUGAUGUUUGCCUUCCGCGAGCGGAUCAACUCAAAACUGGAUGUCUGAUCAACUGGUUGAGAUGGCUGAGAGCUGGCGGAACUGCUUCGAGGAGGAGCUCAUUUGUCCCAUUUGCUUGCAUGUGUUCGUGGAGCCCGUGCAGCUGCCGUGCAAACACAACUUCUGCCGGAGCUGCAUCAGCGAGGCCUGGGCUAAAGACACGGCCAACGUGCGCUGCCCGGAGUGCAACCAUGCAUACAACCAGAAACCAAACCUGGAGAACAACAUCAAACUGACUAAUAUUGUAGAGAAGUUUAACGCGCUGAACGUCGAGAAAGCUCCGGCCGUGUUGCAUUGCAUCCUGUGUAGGCGAGGGCCCCCUCUUCAAGCGCAGAAAGUGUGUCUUCGUUGUAAUACACCGUGUUGCCAGUCUCACAUCCAGACGCAUCUCCAGCAGCCCUGUCCCGCUCCUGGACACCUCCUGGUUGCGGCUGAGGAGGUCCGGGCCUGGAGCUGCUCGCACCAUGAUGAGUACAGACUGUAUCACUGCGAUGUGGAGCAGGUGGCGGUCUGCCAGUACUGCUGCUUCUCCAGAUGUGCGCCCAACCACGGCCACGCGGUGUGCGACGUGGAAGUGCGACGCAGUGACAUCAGGCAUAUGCUAAUGAAGCAGCAGGAUCGCAUUGACGAUAGAGUGAAAGACAUCGAGGAGCAGCUGUAUAAGUUGGAGUCUGACAAACUACUGGUGGAGGAUAAGGUACAGCAGCUGAAGAAGGAGGUGCGUGUGCAGUAUCACAAAAUGCACCAGCUCUUAGAAGAUGACCUGGGGAGAACUCUCGAGGUGCUGGAUAAAGCACACUCCAAAUACUGCCAGGAGAACUCGACCCAAACCCUCCAGCUCAAUGAACGCCGUCAGGAGGCCAAGAAACUGCUCAGCUCGGUCCAAGUUGUGUUUGACAAGGCAGAGGAUAUUAACAUCAUGAAGAACACAAAACCAGUGAAAAUACUCAUGGACAGAUCACAGUCGAGCACGGGCAGUGUUCUGCCUCCUUGCAAAGUGGGUCAUCUUAAUUCCAAAAUAUUCCUGUCUGAAGUCUCAAAAAAGGAAAAGAACUUGAGAAAAAUACUGGAAGCACCAUUCAGUACUCCUGCGCACUUCCUCCAGAGCAUUUCUGUCCACCCCUCCAGUGUGAAUACCUCCGGGGGGGAGAAACGCAAACACCCCACGGCCUUCCCUGAAAGCAGCAGCAGCCUGCUGGAGUCCUCGUCAGGCCCCAUGAGCAAACAGCAGUUCCUGGGUCAAGGUUCCAACUCCACAGACGGGACGACGUCGCAGCCGCCCAUGGCUCCCUGUAGCUCCACCCAGCACAUCGUAGGCCUCAGCAGUAGCAGCAGCGCCCAGUCUGUCCAUCAUUCCAGUUCAGUUUUUACUCCGGCUGACUACCCCAACCCAAGCUCGUCCCAGCAGGCCAUGCUGCCGCAGUAUGGCGGCCGUAAGAUUCUCAUGUGCACGAUGGACAACUGCUACUGCUCUAGCGUCCCCUCUAUAUCGAACCACCGUGGCCAUCCUUCCUACCCUCGCUCGGGAUCUUUCCCUUGGACACAGGACUACACCCACCCCCUGCCCUCCACGCCCUCAAUGUCCCAGCCUCUCCAGGGGCUCUCCAUGCAUGACUGGAUUGACGCCUCACAGAGCCACAGGCACCCUGAUUUCUAUGGACUGUACGGCCAAUCUUCCACUAAACCAUACGUCACCAGUUAACUUCCACUCCUUCUCUGGUUUAUCUCCAAUAACUCGCCCAUUUCCUUAAGGUUCGGUCACAUUUGCGAAAUUCUGCGUGCAAAAAGAAGUCCAUUGUCAAUAGCAUAGAGAUGUAUAAAGCACAGCUCACACAGAAGUCCGUUUCAAAUUCCCAAAUGCGUGGAUUCCUAUUGGAAUGACUGGAUUUCGCCUGCAAAAUUUUGCCAAACAACAGCAAAUGUGACCGCACCUUUAGACCUUUUUCCCGCCUGUCUUUCAAAAUCAGGCUUGUUAUCAUCACAAUCAAAAGGACAGCACUUUUUAGCAUGCAAUGCAAGCCUCUCGGCUUCAAAACACUGAUCUCUUCCAACUUAAGCAUUAAAACCUUUUCUGUCCCUGCGUAGAACAUGAUAAGGGAAUCUUUCUUUGAGAAAUGUGGAGGCGGGACCCAGCUGAGUUUUUAAAAUUACAAACAGAUUUUGGAUCAGUUGCACAGGGUUCUGACCCGGAGCAGAUAAUGAUCGCUUGUAAAUGGAGUUAGUUUUAACUCCUUAUACCUCCCCUCUUCCUGUUUUUAGGGCAUCUGGAAUCUGGUUGUUUUUUAUGAUGUGGUAAAGAUUCAUUUUAACAUUGCUAUUAAACUUCUACAGUUUUAUUAAUAGUAGAUGGGAAAUAUUAAUAUGAAAAAAAGUGUGUUUAUUAUAUAUCAUAUUUCACCUCUAUUGCACCUCGAGGUUUUAGGCUUAAGUUUCUGCUGAACCGCUCCACAGGUAACCAUGUUAAGUGGGAACUCCGAUUAUGGUUUAACGUGCUACUUACAUUCCUUAUAGAGGCCAGAGGAUCUUGUUUUUUCUGUUAUGUUUACAGUUAUGUAUUAAUAUUUUUCAUUAAUUUUCAGUAGGUUGGAAAAGAUCAGUAUAAAAACUCAAUCCAGAUUCUUUGGAGGCUUCCACCAAGCAUGUCAUGAGCUAGUACUUCUGGAUUCUGCUUCCUGUCAGAUAAUGUUUCUUCCUGCAUUCAAGCACAUGUGAAGCAUGUUCAGGAUGAUUGGUGCCUACACACACCUCUCAGUCUUAUAACGGUGUAGAUAUACUUCCUGUCUUAGUCAGUGAUGGUGAAGCCCGAUGGGGACAGCGGUCACCAUGGAACACUGAUUGUCAUGAAUAUGCUGAAAAACUUCCUGUUUGUGAUUGUAGGCAUACAGGAAAGCCUACCUGUGCACUCAGAACUCCAAGAGACUCGACUGAGUGAGACUAGAGGACAGUUGGUGACAUUUUUUCACAUAUUUUAUACAAGAAAAGAAAACUGAAUGGACUGCAUACAUUUGGAAAUCGAAAUAAAUGUGCUUCAAAAGAGUAUUAAAUGCUGGUUUGAACUAAA
Messenger RNA from Cyprinus carpio (common carp), 4920 nucleotides. RefSeq names its product E3 ubiquitin-protein ligase TRIM8-like. Lineage: Eukaryota; Metazoa; Chordata; Actinopteri; Cypriniformes; Cyprinidae. The record is from RefSeq and is a predicted model, not a curated record.